Molecule: messenger RNA, 1422 nt
Organism: Puccinia triticina
Lineage: Eukaryota; Fungi; Basidiomycota; Pucciniomycetes; Pucciniales; Pucciniaceae
Exons: 1
Coding region: 1-1422 (473 amino acids)
Source: RefSeq, a predicted model, not a curated record
AUGAUUUCAUAUUUCAUUCGACAGCUUUAUUGGAUCCUUCUCUUGAUCGACCAUGCUUUCGUACUCACCACUUCGGACCCAGAAGGGGAAAGGAUUCCUAUGCUUAUAGAUUUAAAUGCGUUCCCACCGGAUGAGCCUCUAACUACGUCUCGACUCUGUUCCUUACAACCGAUUCCUUCAUCAGAUGCUUUGAAGAGAGAUUCUGUCGCACAGAGCUACCCGCACUGGCUAGCAUCCGCGUCAAAGACUUUUCCGGUGAAUGAUCAUUCGACUAGUCCCCACAAGCGCAAGAGUGUUGAUGCCGGUAUAGAAAAGAUGGCGCUGAUUGACCCGGCCCAAAAAAGGCAGAAGACUAGUUUAGAAUACCAAAAGAACUGGGUAGUCGAGAAUGAAGUUAGUCAACCGCAAACAACUGAGCCGGUCAACUUGCGAGAAAAAGAAAAACCAGUGAUUGAGAAAUCCAGAACUUCGCCCAAUGAUCGAGAUGUGGACAUUAGCCGACUCGAAGAAAGUGAAAGAAAACGUGUACCGUUCAACGUCAAAGACUGGAGUUUUGUUAGAGCAAGUUCGAACAUGCAUAGUAAUGAGGAUAACGAGAGGUUCAAGAAUUGUUUCUAUGUUAUGAAAACAUGGAAAAGAAAUAUCGAAUUGGUAGACUUGAACCUAAAGCCUCCUCAAAACGUUAAUGAAGAGUUCUGGCUCCCAAAACAGUAUGAAAGAGUCUUUGUUGACCGAUUUAAAGAGAUAUCAUCAUCGAAACUUCGCUAUCCAGGGGAUAAAGUGUUGUUACAUAGUCACAGAAAUUCUCAGAUUUUGAACACCAUCUUGAAACUGACAGAUGAGAAACUUGAUCUUGAAGGUUACCCGGUUUUUUCGAGCUACAUCGUAGAAUACAUCGCCCAAAAACUUAAGCAAAAUUUGAACAAGGCUCGCACCAAAUCUUGGGGUAGAACUGGAAGACUUCAGCCAAGAAUUGAAAAUAUCAAGAAACUAACCAAAUGCGCCACUUUCAUGCAUAUAGUCCUUCUUUCUCUUUUCAACGAACAUCAAAAUGGAAUAUUGACAAAAGGUUACAUUGAAGACUUUCUGAUUUACCUCGGCCACGUCUGGCGCGACUUUGAAAGCGGUUCAAAUAAUAUUCUCAAAGAUGACACGGGCCAUAAAAUGUACAAAUUGCUGAACUUCCAGGUGAAUUGGGAAACUGCAGGCGCAGGAAGCAUCCUGUCAACGGCCUGGAGGAUCGUCCGAUACUGCGCAAAAGAAAGGGGUGAAUUUUUCCCAACAGAGCAUGCUAUCGUCGCGGAGAUGGUCAACAAGAUAAUUUUUCAUUCAAACUAUGAAACUAUCAUCAAUAAAGCCCAAGAAACAGUGCAGCAGCGGCAAGCGACCAAAAUCCUAACCAAGGUUAGAAAUCUGGGAUAG